AUGAAGGUUGGGCUGGUAGGGCGGGAACAGGAGGAGCAGGAGGAGGAGGAGCAGGAGGAGCAGGAGGAGGAGCUGAAGCAGGAGGAGGAGCUGGAGCAGGAGCUGAAGCAAGAGGAGGAUCUGGAGCAGGAGCUGAAGCAGGAGGAGGAGGAGCUGGAGGAGGAGGAGGAGCUGAAGCAGGAGCUGGAGGAGGAGGAGCAGGAGCUGAAGCAAGAGGAGGAGCAGGAGCUGAAGCAGGAGAAGGAGCAGGAUGUCUCCUCCUCAGUGUCUCCUCCUCUGAGGUCUCCUCCUCAGUGUCUCCUCCUCUCUCUAGCCCCUCCCCUCUGCUGCAGGGUGAUAUCAGGCCCCUCCCCUCUGCCGCAGGGUGAGAUCAGGCCCCUCCCCUCUGCCGCAGGGGUGAGAUCAGGCCCCUCCCCUCUGCAGCAGGGUGAUAUCAGGCCCCUCCCCUCUGCCACAGGGGUGAUAUCAGGCCCCUCCCCUCUGCAGCAGGGUGAUAUCAGGCCCCUCCCCUCUGCCGCAGGGGUGAUAUCAGGCCCCUCCCCUCUGCCGCAGGGUGAGAUCAGGCCCCUCCCCUCUGCCGCAGGGGUGAGAUCAGGCCCCUCCCCUCUGCAGCAGGGUGAUAUCAGGCCCCUCCCCUCUGCCACAGGGGUGACAUCAGGCCCCUCCCCUCUGCAGCAGGGUGAGAUCAGGCCCCUCCCCUCUGCAGCAGGGGUGAUAUCAGGCCCCUCCCCUCUGCCGCAGGGUGACAUCAGGCCCCUCCCCUCUGCAGCAGGGGUGACAUCAGGCCCCUCCCCUCUGCAGCAGGGUGACAUCAGGCCCCUCCCCUCUGCAGCAGGGGUGACAUCAGGCCCCUCCCCUCUGCAGCAGGGUGACAUCAGGCCCCUCCCCUCUGCCGCAGGAUAUCAGUCUGCGUCUGCCACUUGGGACGACAUUACCCAUACCGACGCAUAUAAGAAAACCCAGGAGACGCUGUCCCAGGCAGGACAGAAAACCACCGCAGCUCUGUCCACGGUGGGAACCGCCAUCAGGAGCCGACUCGGAGACAUGAGAAACUCGGCCACGUUCAAGUCGUUCGAAGACAAAAUGGGAAACCUGAAGUACAAAGUCGUCGGCGCCAAAGGAAACGGCGAAGCCACGAGCGAAACCGAGACCACGCCCACUCAGGAAAACCCCCCCUUCUAA
This is a messenger RNA of Knipowitschia caucasica, 1182 nucleotides long. The record is from the annotation of a GenBank genome assembly. Lineage: Eukaryota; Metazoa; Chordata; Actinopteri; Gobiiformes; Gobiidae.